This is a messenger RNA of Pelecanus crispus (Dalmatian pelican), 1868 nucleotides long. Lineage: Eukaryota; Metazoa; Chordata; Aves; Pelecaniformes; Pelecanidae. The record is from RefSeq and is a predicted model, not a curated record.
ACUACAAGAAAAAGCUGCUGACACUAUUGAAGCACUCCAGAAAGCUGGAAUUAAAGUUUGGGUUCUGACGGGAGACAAAAUGGAGACUGCUGCAGCUACUUGCUAUGCUUGCAAACUGUUCCGAAGAAAUACACAAAUACUUGAGCUAACCACAAAGAAAAUUGAGGAACAGAGUUUACAUGAUGUGCUUUUUGACCUAAGCAAAACUGUCCUAAGACACAAUGGCAGCUUAACCAGGGAUACUUUCUCAGGACUUUCAACUGAUAUGCAAGAUUAUGGUUUAAUUAUUGAUGGAGCAGCAUUAUCAUUAAUAAUGAAGCCAAGACAAGAUGGGAGCUCUGGUAACUACAGAGAGCUCUUUCUUGAAAUUUGCAGGAACUGCAGUGCAGUGUUAUGCUGUCGAAUGGCACCUCUGCAAAAAGCACAGAUUGUAAAAUUGAUCAAGUUAUCAAAGGAGCAUCCUAUCACAUUAGCAAUUGGUGAUGGAGCAAAUGAUGUCAGUAUGAUUCUAGAAGCACAUGUUGGUAUAGGAAUCAUUGGCAAAGAAGGUCGUCAAGCAGCGAGAAACAGUGACUAUGCAAUACCUAAAUUUAAACAUUUGAAAAAAAUGUUGCUUGUUCAUGGGCAUUUUUAUUAUGUUAGGAUAUCUGAACUUGUGCAAUACUUCUUUUAUAAGAAUGUCUGCUUCAUUUUUCCUCAGUUUUUAUAUCAGUUCUUCUGCGGGUUUUCACAACAGACUUUAUAUGAUACUGCGUAUCUAACACUGUACAAUAUCAGCUUCACUUCCCUUCCUAUCCUCUUGUACGGUCUACUGGAACAGCAUGUCAGUGCAGACACACUCAAGAGAGAGCCUUCCCUAUACAGAGAUGUUGCCAAGAAUGCUUUGCUGCGCUGGCGUGCAUUUAUCUAUUGGACAUUCCUAGGAGUGUUUGAUGCUGUGGUAUUUUUCUUUGGUGCCUAUUUCUUGUUUGACAACACAAUUGUGACCAGCAAUGGACAGCUAAUGACAACCAGCACUCACAUGAUGUUUGGAAACUGGACCUUUGGAACACUGGUGUUUACUGUGCUUGUAUUCACGGUUACAUUGAAGCUUGCACUAGAUACACACUAUUGGACGUGGAUAAAUCACUUCAUGAUCUGGGGAUCACUGGUAUUCUACAUUAUCUUUUCUCUGCUCUGGGGAGGAAUUAUUUGGCCUUUUCUCAAUUAUCAGAGGAUGUAUUAUGUGUUCAUGCAAAUGCUGUCUAGUGGUCCUGCGUGGCUGGGUAUAAUUCUGCUCAUAACUGUCAGCCUUCUUCCAGAUGUUCUCAAGAAGGUCUUAUGCAGACAGUUGUGGCCUACAGCAACAGAAAGAAUCCAGAAUGCUUCGAGGCACUGUCGGGAGCACAUCUCAGAAUUCACACCUCUUGCCUGUCUGAAAAGCCCAAGAUACAGGAGCAGUGACUGCAGCAAUUCCCCAGCAAGAAGGUCUAAUUCUCAUUCUAAAAAAAUGAUGUUUACGCACUGGAGAGGUGUUGAUUAUUCAGUACUUCCAUCUGUCUUUGGCUAUUCAAAUAAGUAUUGCCGUUCCAGUGCAGGCUACUGCUACAGUGGGUCAGGUUUGGAAACGUCUGUAUGACAGAACACCAAGUCAAGCCUUUAAAAACUGUAUUUUUGUUUAUUUCUUUUUUCAGGAAACAAACAUGUCACAGAAAUAUAUUAAACUGUACGUGGCUUUUGCUGUCUGAGGUAAUGUUCAGACAAACAGGAUCAAGAGCUAGAAGUAUGAACCCUUCCAGGCCAAUAGGCUUCUUUUUAUGUUUUGAACUACUGGAGCAAUGAACAAUCUUCACAGUCUGGUACUGUGAGACGGGUAGCACUAAAAACUC